AUGAAUUCAACAAUAUGCCCUCGUUGCCGUACGGCACUACGCCAAUCCCUACGAACCCUACGAUCUCACCAUCUCCGUACAAUAUCUUCAUCUCCCUCUCGCUCUUCACCCCACUCCCAAAACCCAGCCUCCCAAGCCUCGACAAGCAUAUCAGAAAUCCUCUCGAAACCAAGCUGGUCCGUCCGAUCACUCCUCCCUUCCUCUUCAACCUCAACUUCCGACGAAACCAUAACCCCCAAAACCCUCCACCACCUGCUCCGGCUCUCCGCCCUCCCACCCCCAAGCUCGCCCGAAGAAGAAUCCCGUAUGCUCUCAACCCUACAAUCACAACUACACUUCGUCCGCGCAGCCCGAGACGUCGACACCACGGGCGUCGAAUCCCUGCGCGCCAUCCGCGAUGAAACCACAGCCGGACUACGCGAACAAGCCAUUGGCCUAGACCGACUACGAGACGCGUUAGCAAGGGAGGACGUAGUAGGCCAUGCGCGACGGCCACGACGACGACACCGAGAAGAAAGCCGGAGUGGAAGAAAUAAGGAGGCUGGGGUAGAGGGAUGGGACGUACUCGGCGGUGCAAGUGAGACAGCAGGACGAUAUUUCGUCGUUAGAACUGGAUCAUCUAAGCCAGCCUAA
Molecule: messenger RNA, 633 nt
Organism: Hypoxylon trugodes
Lineage: Eukaryota; Fungi; Ascomycota; Sordariomycetes; Xylariales; Hypoxylaceae
Exons: 1
Coding region: 1-633 (210 amino acids)
Biological process (GO): glutaminyl-tRNAGln biosynthesis via transamidation; regulation of translational fidelity
Molecular function (GO): glutaminyl-tRNA synthase (glutamine-hydrolyzing) activity
Source: RefSeq, a predicted model, not a curated record